Molecule: messenger RNA, 417 nt
Organism: Octopus bimaculoides (California two-spot octopus)
Lineage: Eukaryota; Metazoa; Mollusca; Cephalopoda; Octopoda; Octopodidae
Product: zinc finger protein 626-like
Source: RefSeq, a predicted model, not a curated record
AUGGAAAAGGAAUUAUGUGAGGACAGUGUUGAAUACAAAAUGCAGUUGAAAAGGGUUAAUUUUCCUGAUGAUUCAAAGAAAGGGAAAGAUAAAACAUCUUACUUCUGUGAUAUCUGUGGUAAAUCAUUUUUGCAUAAUCAAUGUUUAAUCACUCACAAACGUAUUCAUACAGGAGAGAAACCAUUUUGCUGUCAUGUCUGUAGUAAAUCAUUCUCUCAAAGCAGCACUUUAAACAGUCACAAACUCAUUCAUACUGGAAAGAAACCAUAUAAAUGUGACAUCUGCGGAAAUGCAUUCUAUGGAAGUAAUGACUUAACUAAACACAAAUGUAUUGUUCAUAGAGGAGAGAAACCAUAUCACUGUGUCUUAUGCAUAUUCCGGUUUCAUCUCAUCUCAUCUUCACCCUCUUAUACCUGA